AUGGGUUCGAUCGUGAUCGCCUCUAGAGGAAAAUCAGAGCAGUAUUCAGACCCCGACCACAAGCUGGUCAACGGAGAGACCAACAGACAAAAAGUAUCGAAAACGAGCAGUUCGAGUCGACUAAGCACUGAAGAAGAGCUUGUGUUGAAGCGCUUUAGAGUUCUCAUCGCCGACCUAUGCCAGCAAUUCAAAGGCGGUCACCCAGGCGGUGCCAUGGGUAUGGCCGCAAUAGGUGUUGCUUUGUGGAAAUAUGUGAUGCGAUAUGCGCCUCACACUCCAAAUUGGGUCAACAGAGACAGAUUCGUGCUAUCCAACGGGCACACUUGUCUAUUUCAGUAUAGUUUUUUACACUUGACCGGAUACCGAGCUAUGACCUUUGAACAACUCAAGUCCUACCACUCAGAUCGGGUAGAUGCUCUUUGCCCAGGGCAUCCCGAAAUUGAACAUGAAGGUAUCGAGGUCACUACUGGUCCACUGGGUCAAGGAAUCGCGAAUGCUGUGGGGCUUGCCAUGGCCUCUAAACACCUAGCAGCCAAGUUUAACAGACCAGGCUUCGAUGUCGUAUCUGACCAUGUCUGGUGCAUGGUUGGAGACGCCUGUCUCCAGGAAGGAGUCGGGCUCGAGGCCAUCUCAUUCGCCGGUCACAUGCGCUUGAACAACUUGACCGUGAUAUACGACAACAAUCAAAUCACCUGUGAUGGUGCCGUUAGUCUAACCAACACUGAAGACAUAAACACCAAGAUGAGAGCCUGUGGCUGGAAUGUCAUCGAGAUUUCAGACGGAUGUUGGGACGUUGGAGGCAUUGUGGAGGCGCUCAAGGCUUCUCGAGAUUCACCGCUGCCAACAUUCGUCAAUUGCCAUACUGUCAUUGGGGUCGACACUGCCGUGGCUGGGGAUGCCGUGGCUCAUGGUGCGGCUUUCGGACCAGAGACUGUUGCUUCUCUCAAAAGACUUUACGGUUUCGACCCAGAACAGCAUUAUGUCAUUCCAGAUGCAGUCCGAGACUUCUUCCGUGAUCUCCCAUCUCGUGGUCAGUCUUGGGUGUCUGAAUGGAAUCAACUGCUGCAACGUUAUGCCCAUGCUCACCCAGGCCUUGUAGAUGAAUAUGUCCGACGCAUGGAGGGGAACUUACCGGCUGAGUGGGAGUCGCUCAUUCCACAUGAAUUUCCUGCUCAGGCUACUCCGACGCGCGCCGCAUCUGGUCUAGUAUUCAAUCCCGUGGCGGAGAAAGUUGACCAAUUCAUCGUCGGAACGGCUGAUCUGUCUCCAUCUGUAUACAUGAGUUGGAAGAACAAAGAGGAUUUUGAGCCACCAUAUCUGGGGACAGGGAGUUACUCUGGACGCUUCGUCCAUUACGGCGUCAGGGAGCACGCAAUGGCAGCAGUUUCAAAUGGGUUAGCGGCAUAUCACCCUGGGAUGUUCAUUCCCGUGACGUCCAGCUUCUUCAUGUUCUAUCUGUAUGCAGCCCCAGCCGUCCGCAUGGGCUCACUGCAGCAUCUACAAGUAAUCCACGCAGCCACCCACGAUUCUAUCGGUAUGGGUGAGGACGGUCCUACGCAUCAACCGAUCGAGCUUGCUGCCCUUUAUCGGACAAUGCCCAAUUUCCUGUAUAUUCGGCCCGGUGAUAGCGAAGAGACAGCAGGUGCCUGGAUAGAAGCAAUCAAAGCAAGACAUAUGUCUUCUCUUAUCUCCACAUCUCGGCACGCUCUUCCGCAAUUGACCGGGUUGACGAACCGAACACAAGUAGCAAAAGGGGCAUAUGUUCUGGAAGAAGUCACCGAAACAGCGGACCUUACCUUGAUUGGCGCCGGUGCUGAGCUCAACCUCGCCGUCAACGUUGCGAUCGAACUGCGGAAGUCCCACGGGCUGAAAGUCCGCACUGUCUCCUUCCCUUGCCAGCGCCUUUUCGAUGCACAACCCAGAGAAUACCAACGCCAAGUCCUUCGAAGGCAAAGUGGUGUCCCGAUCGUGGCUAUCGAAGCCUAUGCCGCCAAUGGAUGGGAGCGCUACGCAAAUGCAGCUGUGUGCAUGAGUAAGCAACGGUUUGGCAAGUCAUUGCCAGGACCAAAAGCAUACGAGUUCUUUGGUUUUGAUGUUCCCUCUAUGGUGAGCAGGAUCAAAGGCUACCUGGAGGACCUCAAGUUCGACUCAGACCUGAGGCAUGACUUUGUAGAAUUGACAUUUGUUGGAAAAGAGACAUGA
Molecule: messenger RNA, 2202 nt
Organism: Fonsecaea nubica
Lineage: Eukaryota; Fungi; Ascomycota; Eurotiomycetes; Chaetothyriales; Herpotrichiellaceae
Product: transketolase
Exons: 4
Coding region: 1-2202 (733 amino acids)
Biological process (GO): pentose-phosphate shunt
Cellular component (GO): cytosol
Molecular function (GO): transketolase activity
Source: RefSeq, a predicted model, not a curated record